UUAUUGUAUUAGUGUAUGGGAUUUUUUUUCUUCAUUAAUUGGAUUGUUGUGUGUGAUUAACAAGGAGAAACCGUUGCAUUUUGUUCUGUGCCGAGUGACAUGAAUAUCUAGUUUAUCAAAGGACUUUACACAAAAUGUCGGACUCUGGUGGCACAGACAACCCUGCAUUCAGCAGUGAGGAAGAAUCUCACGAAAACAGCUGCACGGAGAGUAAUCGGGAGGAUCAGAGAAGCAAGUCACCAGACAAUAACACUUCCUCACAAGUUGGCAAUGGACAUUCCUUCGUGUCCCAGCACUAUGUAGAGCCAACUAGGAAAGAUAGUGAUGCUCAAUACAAGACUGAAACAAGAAUCGAAGUGCCUGGGGAUACGGAGAAGAGUCAAAAUCCAGCUAAGGUCAAUGGAGUACAUGCCAAUGGGAACAACGAUGAUGCGAGCUUUUUGAAUAAUAGUGUUGCCAGUGUACAGGCUAAUGAUGGUAAAAAGGAGCAAAUUGAGGCCGUGAAUCUCGAGCUUGUGUCAAUGAGGCCCUACGCAACCGGAAACAAUCACCAAAAGGGGCAGGAAGCGUGUGAUUUACCAAAUGAUCCAUAUGAAGAGUACUUUGUACCAGUCAAUGAACAUCGGAAGUACAUCAGAGGUGAAAAGUUAUACGUCACCAAGGAUAAGAGGUCAAAGAGUUCGUACUGGAGGAGAAUAGCCUGUUGGAGUUUUGGCUUAACCGUACUAGCGGUGGUUCUCAUAAUAGCAAUAUUAGCAGCCACCGGUGUUAUCCUAACGCAAGAGGCAACUCAACCACUGGACAAUGCACAACCGAGUUACGACGGUGUCAAAGCCGCCGGAAGCAAGGAAUUCAUUAAGAAUCCACCGUCAAGUCCACCACCGGAAACGUCUAGUUUCACACCAUGGCCAACGACCGACGAGACUAUUUUCAAAACAGUACCUGAAGCAUUGAAUGGCAUUAUCUGGUUGGAUAACCUCACGUGGAACGAUGAACUCAUGGAUCCAAAAUCUAGGGUUUACCGAGACGUAUCCGCUGAAAUUGAGAACAAUAUUCGUGAGAAUCUGUUUCCAUCGUCUGCUUCUGUUAUCAAAGUAUACAAUAUUACAAAUGAGGGUCGGGUGAUGUUCAGGAUCAGUUAUCCGCCAACACCCACUCCGGAAAUUAUGCAAGAGAGCAUUGAAAAAAUGCUGCGAGAGAAUGGUAAUACCAUUGGAAAAUACCACCUCAGUAGAGUUGAUAUGAAGCCUUUGAUCGAUGAAUGUCAAUACGAAAAUAUGGGUUGCUCUGGGGAUUGCAAGUUUGAUUACGUGAAUAGUGUAUUCAUGUGUGCUUGUCCAUCCGAAAAGACUCUCGACACCACUGGAAAGAACUGCAUUCAGGAUGGUGACUUGAGUGAUGUUGGAAUGGAGGUUGAACAACCGAAACUCACAACAAUCGAAAACACGGUUCAGGGACGAAGUAGCCCAUCAUUCUUCGAACCCCGAGGACAUGAUCACCACGAUCCCUGGCGGCAUGAGCAUGAUCACCACCACGAAAUUCACGCAACUGUUGAGCCUGUUGGGGAGCCGGAACCGGAAGCAACUCCAACUCAUACUACGAGUACUGAAUCAGCUCCAAUUGAAUCGUCACCAGAGCCAAGUUCUUCACCCGAACCUUCUGGUGUUCCUGCAUCAGAACCGAAACCAUCAGCUGAACCCACUUCUGAACCGGAACCGUCGACAGAGCGCUCACUGUUCGUUUCUGAAACAGAGGCAUCUGCAGAACCAAAAUCCUCACCAGAGCCGACUAGUGAACCCAUUGCCGAGAGCGAGCCGUCCCCUGAGCCGGAGCUUCCUGCGGAACCCGCGAGUGAACCUUCACCAGAGCCGAACUCCGAAGCGGAACCGACAAGUGAACCCGUUCCUUCUGACAGUGAACCCUCUGCAGAGCCAAAGCCUGUGGCAGAACCAACGAGUGAGCCAAUUCCAGAGGCUGAACCAUCUGCAGAACCGGUUACCGAACCGGUUUCUUCUGCUACUGAACCAUCUGCAGAGCCAAAGUCUACAAUGAAACCUUUGAGUGAACCUGUUCCCCACGGUGAACCGUUCGCAGAACCAACGAGCGAACCGAUUUCAGAGGCUGAACCGUCGGCAGAACCUGUCACCGAACCAGUUCCUUCUGCAACUGAACCAUCUGCAGAGCAAAAGUCUACAACGGAACCUUUGAGUGAACCUGUUCCCCACGGUGAACCAUCCGCAGAACCAACGAGUGAACCGAUUUCAGAGAGUGACCCGUCUGCAGAACCGAAGCCUGAAGUGGAACCGACAGGUGGGCCGAUCCUUCUGAGUGAACCAUCUGUAGAACCUACUAGUGAGCCGAUUCAUCCCAGUGAACCAUCUGGCGAACCUUCAAGUGAACCCAUCUCUCCCAGUGAACCACCUGCCGAACCCACCAGUGAACCCUCCCCCGAGCCUACAUCCGAACCAAUUCUUCAGAGUGAACCAUCUGCAGAGCCAAAACCUGAAGCAGAACCUAUAACAGAACCAACGCCGAGUGCUGAACCCUCUGUGGAACCUGCAGGGGUGCCAGAACCCUCUUCAGAACCGGCAUCCGAGCCUGAACCCUCCCCUGAACCUUCCUCGGAGCCCAAGGCUCUCGACGAUCCUCUCGGAGUCAUCCCCCUGGGGGCAGACCCUACAACUGACGUCUCCAAGACUACUACACCUUCUCCAAUGGACACCUUUACCAGUGAAAAAUCAAAAACCCCAAUGGAGAUGAUUCCAACGACCACAUCUGAGCCAAUCCCGUCAGAGUCCGCUCACCCCUCUGAUGGACUAUAUCCACAUUCCAGGGCUGCAGAUGGAACAUAUAUCGAAGCUGAAGGUGACGAAGCCUCCGUGACUACGUCCUCACCGAUGUUAUCAGACGCAAGAUCCCCAACAGAUAUUCCAGAAGCUGCUCACCUCACGGACCCCGCACCAACGUCUACUGAAUCCUCCUUACAAAACACUCUAAAUGGCUCUCUUAAAUUACCGGAAAAUAUUUCGAAGAACAUUGAACCCUUGAAUGAGCCCUUGAACAUCCCAACGUCGACAGAACCUCCGACAACAACGGAAAGACACGAUAUCCAUCACAUCCAUGAGAUUAUCCCAGAAUUGACCCCUGAACACGUGCCACAUGGAACCGUAGAGAAAGCUGCAGAUGCAGGACAAAUGACCACAACAGCCCUCCCACCUCACUCAGAAGAGACACCUGAAUUCUCAACGACUCAUCCAUUGCACCCAAUAAUCCUCGCCCACGGCGCCUCCGAGAACUCAACGGAGAAGGCUCCACCAGCGGAAGAAAAACACCAAGAAGACAUGUCACCCUUCCUACCGGACGUGGUACGUGAAAAGGAGAUGCCCAAGAAGGCACCGCGACUAGACAAGGACGAACAGGACUUCCCGAAUCCAUUCGAACCAGCAGUGGUCGAGGAUGUGAUAAUUCAUCAUGAGAAUCAUAAAAAUGGAAGUGAGUUCACGGACUUGACCAACGAGGUAGGACAAUCCCACGUUGUUCAACAGACUGGAACAGCGCGCGAGGAGAACAUAAGUGUGGUGGACAGUGUAACGAUCAUGCCGACAACAGAGAAUGACACGCAUGCAGUAGACAAGAGCACUGAGACAUCGUUGAGCGUUGAGGACCUUGAGGCACGACAAACCGAUGACAGAAAUGAUACGGAUAUUAGCCGGGUUAAUGACCUGAGUGUCAGAAUGAAUGAUGAUAUUAAAGUUAAUUUCACUAGCACCGAAAGUGCUGAUGCGUUUGAUUUGCAAAAGGUCGGUUCAUCGGAGAAUGUAACAAUGGACGUAAUGACUACCGAAAGGCCACACGAACCCAGCAAAUUCGAGGACAAUGCGGUUGAGGAUCAAUACAAUGAUAUAGUCGAUGAAACCGUAUCCAAGGAUUUAAAAGGAAAAUUAAAGACGGGAAUAGUUAGCGAGCAAAUUGAAAACACGAAAGUGAUUCAGCAAACAACUAAACCAGAGCCAGAAACUAGUAUUGAGACAGAAAUUCAGACAUCGCUGCCGCAAAUCGAGAACAUAACGUCUAGGGCUGACACUAAAGGAACUCCAGUCACUGUGGAGAAGCAGAACGAAGAGAGCAACAGAUUCACAACGGAAAUUCCAAUUCUACCCAUCGAGAUACAGCAGGACUUGUCGACAACCGAAACAGCUGAGAAAAUUGGAUCAACAGUUUCAAUCGUAGGUGAUCCUGAAGGCAAUUCACUGACAACAACUCAGUCAUCUACUCUAGAAACAAAAACGACAGCUCAAGUGCCAAUUUUACCCGAAGAAUUCCAGACAACAGAGUCCAAUGACAUUAUGAGCACAACCCAGCAGAUGACAGUGAUUUCCAAUGAGACAUCGACCACACCGCCAAUUACCGAAGAAAUUUCUGAACAAUCAACGACAAAUUCCAUUGAAGUCAGGAGUACAACGGAGAACAUUGUAAUGACCGCAAGUGAUCCAACCCCACCCAUUAGCGAUGUGAUGCAUAAUGAUGAGGACAAUAAAACAACAACCGAAACAGUUACAUCACCAACAGUAGACAUCAAACCAGUUUCAGAGGCGAUUGUUGAUGACCCUGAGCCAGUCACUUUCGAUCGCAGUCGUUUCUUCACCACGACCACUGCACAGCCACUUGCGGAGGAGAUUCCGGAGGAGUUAUUGAGAGUUAUUCCGCUUGAUGAGGGGGAUGAACUCGUUGAGACAACAAUAAUCCCAGAAACAAUAGAAAGACAAAUGACAGAAACAGAAUCAGCCACCACAACUGAAAAACCCCCCUCGGUACCAAAACUGAAGAUCGUCGAGAUUACUCCCGAUAAUGACGGUCCACAAACGAAUGACUCAAUCAGGCAUUCAUCCACAGAAUCUCCUAAAAUGGAAAUGAAUGUGACUCCGUCUCGCACAACUCCAGAGAUAAUUCCAGUUUACGAAGAGGUUGAGGACGACAGUCUGAAUCCUUUCAUGAUAAACCCAUCUAAAAUAAUAACCACUACCGAAACAUUUACAGAAAGACCUGAACUCGGAGCCUCAUCAGAGGCCCCAUUACCAACAAUGUUAUUCUCAAAAUGCAAUGCCGGUCAGUUCCAAUGUUUGAACGGAACUUCGCGUGAUGGUGCCUAUUGCGUGGAUCUCUCCUCAAAAUGUGAUUCGGAGAACGAUUGCUCUGAUGGCUCUGACGAAAUCAACUGCCAGGAAGACGGUUGUCCCGGUAAUUUCCAGUGUGCCAGUGGCCAAUGUCUCAAGCGUCACCUGGUUUGCAAUGAAAUCGUCGAUUGCGACGACGGAAGUGAUGAGCAAAAAUGCAGCGAUUGGACCUGUCAUUUCGACGAGUUCAAGUGUCCCAACAACAGAUGCAUUCCCGAUCUUUGGAGAUGCGAUGGCAGGCCAGACUGCGAUGAUCAUAAGGACGAGUAUUCUUGCUCUGAAAGCUGUGGGAACAAUGAAUACCUCUGCCCCACUGAGAAUUGGUGUAUCCCACAGACAUUAAGGUGCAAUGGACUUCCUGAUUGUGCCAAUGGAGAGGACGAGAAACUGUGUGAUUGCACAGUCGACCAAUUCAAAUGUAGAACGGGAGGUUGCGUCAAUUCAGACCAAGUCUGCGAUGGCGUGGAGCAUUGCCCCGAUCAUUCUGACGAGUGGGACUGCCUCGUGGCAAAUUUCACCAUGGAUAAAACCUCGUCAGAGGAUAGAGAACACGUCACGACUCUAAAGAUCAAAAUGGGAAGUGAGAGGCUCUCCGUUUGCUCUGACAACUGGAGUAAAUCUCAAAGUGAUGAGUAUUGCAAAUCACUGGGUUUCUCUGGUUCUGACGUCACGCAAACAGCUGUCUACACUGAGGGCCAAGUUUUGAUGCUGAAGACACCGUCAGGUGGUUCCAAUCUCCUUGCUAAUCUUGUGAAGAGGGAUAGUUGUGAAUCUGGGGAGAUAAUCAAGGUGUCCUGCCAGGAAUUCACCUGUGGGUCUCAAGAGAGCGAGGGCCCCACUGCGAGAUUAGUCGGAGGUACUCCUGCUGGAGAGGGGCAAUGGUCGAGUGUAGCCCUUUUGAGGGAAGUCAAGAGUGGUGCUACGUGCACUGCAAGUGUUCUUGGGCCUAUGCAUGCUUUAGCAAGCUAUUCCUGCAUUUAUAAACACAGACAGAGUCCAAACUGGGAAUUGCAAACUGGAAGGGAUCUUCAGCAAUCAACCAAAGUCAAGAAUAUCGUUCCUUAUCCUGAAGUCAAAUAUAACCAGUUCCUGUAUGAUAAUGACUUUGUUCUUAUUGAACUCUCGGAGCCGCUGGUCUUUUCGAGAAAUAUCAGUGCUGUUUGUUUGCCCAGUCAGCAGUUCCAACCCAGGGCUCUCUGUGUCACUGCUGGCUGGGGAUUCCCCAUGAAUGGAGAUGUCAAUUUGAAGCUCAACUUCUUGCCAAUUCCUACUUAUGAUACUAAAGAGUGUAAUGCUACUAGUCAUUACGCUGGAUUUAUUAAGGAGAAUUAUAUCUGCGCUGGGUUCAUUGGAGCUGAUAAAGGAACAUGCUAUAAUGACGAAGGUGCACCAUUGAUGUGUGCAACAGAAACAGGCAGAUGGGAGAUCCAGGGUUUACUGAGUCACCACAGUAGAUGCUCAAGAGGCUAUCCAGCAAUCUACUCAAGUCUAGCACCUGUUAUAUCUUGGCUGCAUCACUCAAUCCCAGCACUCCAAACACGAGUUUGAAAUGUCGAUUAAUUUUCAAUCCUGUGAUUACAAUUCCGUCGAAAAAGAAAAUCAGGAGCCCAAUGAAUAUAUACUCGUUCUUCAUUAAAAAAAUUAAAUAAAAAAGAGAUAAUGUCUAUUCUCCCAUUCGAGGAAAUGUAAAUAUUGUAUAAAGUAACUUUGUUCAAUAAGAGUUAAGAAAAGAGAAAGUGAUUUUGAGAAUUGACGUUUGGUUGCAUAAUUCACGCAGUGGGUUUCAUAAUGCUCUAUCAGAAAAAUCAUUCAUAAAAUAAAAGAAAUUUCUAUUGAGAAAAAAACUAGGAAUGUAUGUAUAUAAUAGGUAUUAUUCAGUAAACGAAAGCAUAUAUACUGUUAUUGAAUUUUAUCUUAAGAAUUCCAACCUGAGCAGUCACUCACCUAUUUUAAUGCCUUUACUUCUCCAAACCUAACACUCCUUUGGAAAAUCCCAAAAAUAAACAAACCAAUAGACAAUCACAUCUUCCGUAUACUCUAUUUCUCUUGAAUGAAUAAUAUGAGUGACUGUCCAGAAAAAAAUGCUGUUAUUAUCAAUAACUAUGAAAUAUUGAAUAGUCAUGUUAUGUCCAAGUAUUUUUAUAUCACAAGUGAAUUUAAAUAAAUAUAAUAUCUAU
This is a messenger RNA of Diachasma alloeum, 7351 nucleotides long. RefSeq names its product titin homolog. Gene Ontology annotation, molecular function: protein binding; serine-type endopeptidase activity. Lineage: Eukaryota; Metazoa; Arthropoda; Insecta; Hymenoptera; Braconidae. The transcript has 6 exons. Gene Ontology annotation, cellular component: plasma membrane. Bases 135 to 6722 code for a protein of 2195 amino acids. Gene Ontology annotation, biological process: proteolysis. The record is from RefSeq and is a predicted model, not a curated record.